GAGGCCGCCGGAAACAAAACCCGACUCCAGUCAAAGCAAGUUGUUAAACCGAGGCUACGUCUCGCUAACCCCGGCUUCUUUUUUCACUUUUGAUUAGAAAUACACUCGAUUCCGACUGUGAAGGUUUCGAAGUGAAGAUGGGGGUUCCGAAAUUUUACCGAUGGAUCUCGGAGCGCUACCCGUGUCUCAGUGAAGUUGUCAAGGAACAUCAGAUCCCAGAGUUUGAUAAUCUCUAUCUGGACAUGAAUGGGAUUAUCCACCAGUGUUCCCACCCAAACGACGAGGAUGUUCACUUUCGCAUUUCUGAGGAAAAGAUUUUUGCAGACAUCUUCCACUACCUGGAGGUGCUGUUCAGGAUCAUCAAGCCUCGCAAGGUCUUCUUCAUGGCUGUGGAUGGUGUGGCACCAAGGGCAAAGAUGAACCAGCAGAGAGGGAGGAGAUUCAGGUCUGCCAAAGAAGCAGAAGAUAAGAUAAAAAAGGCCCUGGACAAAGGAGAGGUCCUUCCUACAGAGGCUCGCUUCGAUUCCAACUGUAUCACUCCUGGUACUGAAUUCAUGGCGAGACUUCAGGAGCAGCUCAAAUAUUUUGUCCACAACAAACUCUCCACUGACAGACUGUGGCAAAAUGUCAGAGUUUACUUGUCUGGUCACGAGACACCAGGGGAAGGAGAACAUAAAAUCAUGGAGUUUAUUCGCUCGGAGAACUCAAAGCCGAGUCAUGACCCCAACACCCGUCACUGCCUAUAUGGCCUGGAUGCCGACCUGAUAAUGUUGGGUUUAACCAGCCAUGAGCCAAACUUCUCCCUGCUCAGAGAAGAAGUCCGCUUCGGAGGAAAGAAAUCUCAGAAAAGGAUAACAGCUCCAGAGGAGACAACAUUUCACUUACUUCACUUGUCACUGAUGAGGGAGUACAUCGACUAUGAGUUCUCUCCGCUCAGGAAUCACAUUGGUUCUGAUUAUGAUUUGGAGCGAAUAAUAGACGACUGGAUCCUAAUGGGCUUCCUUGUGGGAAACGAUUUCAUCCCUCAUCUCCCUCAUUUGCACAUCAGCCAUGAUGCUCUGCCACUGUUGUACAAGACCUACAUCAGUGUACUACCCAGUGUGGGGGGUUAUCUGAAUGAGAACGGCCAUCUUAACCUCAGAAACUUUGAGAAGUACAUGGAGAAGCUUGCAGAGUUUGACCGGGAACAUUUUAGCGAAGUGUUUGUUGACUUGAAGUGGUUCGAGAGUAAAGUCGGUAACAAGUACUUGAAUGAGGCGGCGGGACGAGCAGCAGAGAAGGAAGCUGCUUGCAAACGUACUAACAAGACUAAGGAUUCUUCCCUCUGCCUGGCAGCUCUGACCUCAUCAGAUGGAGUAACCGGAGGAGGAAAGAUGGCUGACGACGAAGAAGAGGAGGAAGACAUGUUUGAAACCGAGUUCAGACAAUACAAACGCACCUACUAUAUGACCAAGAUGGGCGUGGACGUCGUGUCUGACGAGUUUCUUGCCAAGCAGGCCAAGUGUUACGUGGAAGGCAUCCAGUGGAUUCUUCAUUAUUAUUACCACGGAGUUCAAUCCUGGAGCUGGUACUACCCCUACCACUACGCACCCUUCCUAUCUGACAUCAGGAAUAUCGCUCACCUAAAAUUAACAUUCGACCUUGGAAAACCCUUCAUGCCCUUUGAGCAGCUUUUGGGAGUCCUGCCUGCUGCCAGUGCGGAGCUGCUGCCUCAGGCUUACAGGCACCUGAUGACCAGUGAAAAUUCGACCAUCAUUGAGUACUACCCAGUUGACUUCAAAACAGACCUGAAUGGCAAACAGCAGGAGUGGGAGGCUGUGGUGCUCAUCCCCUUCAUAGAUGAGCGGUGUUUACUAGCAGCCAUGGAGCCCUGUGUUUACAAACUGACUAAAGAGGAAAAAUCCAGAAAUCGACACACGGAGUGUGCCGUCUACUCCUACGAUGGUGAGGCCGACUUCACAUACACGUCGUUGCUGCCUCAGCUGUUCCCCGACAUCAACCACUGCCACGUCAGGUUUACAGACAUCCCCAUGGACGCCUGGGUGGUGCCUUUGGACCAUGUCAGCAGGAGACUGGACCGUUCAGCUCUGUACUUCUGUGGCUUCCCUUCUCUGCAACACAUCAAGCACAAGUUUUAUAAGAAGAAGAGUGGCGUGGUCGUGUUCCAGCAGAGCAGCAGAGGAGAGAACAUGAUGCUGGAGAUCCUUUCCCGAGAUGAAGAAGAGAUGAUAUGUGAUGACGUCGCUGCACAAGUGCUGGGCAAGUCCGUGUUCGUGAACUGGCCUCAUCUAGAGGAAGCUCGCAUCAUUGCAGUGUCAGACGGAGACACCAAGUUUUAUCUCCAGGAACCAGCGGGCGUCCAGAAAGUGUACGACAGGCCGACGUCUCCCCCUCCCACCAAAGUCACCUGUCUGUCUGACAAGGAGCAGAAGGAUUGGGUGAAAGAUGUCCAGGGAAUCACUGAACAUUACGUGAAAAGGAAAGGCAUCUUGGUGAAUGAGACGUCAGUGGUUUUGUACGGCCAGCUGCUGACAGGAAGGAAGUUUGUCCCCAAAGCCAAUGGAGCCGUGGAACUCGAGAAGCAGUGGUCCAAACAAGUUCUCCCUUUUGCCCUCCAGACCAUCGUCAAGGACAUCAAGGCCUUCUUCUCUGCACUGACCUGUUUUAAGAGCUUAGACGACCUCUUUCCCCAAGCAACUACGGUCUUCAUGGUGGGAAACCCGUAUUACGGUGCCAUGGGAGAGGUGCAGGAUUCCAGCGACGUCAUUAAAGACGGCCGAAUACGUGUCGUCUUCAACGUGCCGCACGAGCCGCAGAUGGAGUCCCUGAUCCAGAAUCAGCAUAAAUACUGUGUGAGGUACAGUCCUGGUUACAUUCUGGCGUCUCAUCUCGGCGUCACCAGCUACCUCGUCUCCCGCUUCUCUGGAAGCAUCUUCAUCGGCAGAGGCUCUAAGAAGAAUCCCUGUGGGGAGCAAAAGGCCAACGUUGGCUUGAACCUAAAGUUCAACAAGAAGAAUGAGGAGGUUCCUGGAUACACCAAGAGGACUGAAAAGGAGUGGCUCUACUCUUCUGCUGUGGAGGAACUGCUGGCUGAAUACCUGGAGAGAUUUUCUGAGGUUUUCAACACAGUGGCCAGAAACAGCCACGAUGAUGUUUUCUAUGAAGAUGACAUCUGGCCUGAAGAGGACCAGAAUGGGGCAGAGAAAAUCUCUGAAAUCACGUCAUGGCUGAGAAGUCACCCAGUCAGCUCCAUCAGUAGAACGUCAUGUGAUCUACAGGUGCUGGACACCGCCAUUGUGGAAAAAAUUGAGGAGGCAGUGGAGAAAACUAAGGUGAAGAAGAACACCAAGAAGGUCCGCGUGACCGUUAAGCCUCAUCUGCUCUUCAGGCCGUUGGAGCAGCAGCAGGGUGUGGUUCCAGACCCGGAUGCAGAAUAUCGCCUGUUCGACAGAGUCGUCAAUGUCAGGGAGGGUUUCUCAGUCCCACUGGGACUCAGGGGAACCGUCGUCGGCAUCAAAGGAGCCGACCGUGAGGCAGAGGUUCUAUAUGAGGUCCUGUUUGAUGAUGAUUUUGCUGGUGGUCUCAGCAUCAGGUGUCCGUCACCACGUGGUUACCGCCUGCCUCCGUGCGCUCUCAUCAAUCUCUCCCACGGAGCCCGAGCGGAUCACACCUCCCGCAAACUCACCGCCAUCGUCAAACCUCAGCCCGUUGCUGGCGCCAACUUCCACUCACACCGCCAGCUGGCCGGCCUCAACCAUUCACCACGCUCACCUUUCAUACCCACACAGCAUAACAACAAACAUGGCAACAGAAACUCUCCCUCUAAGGGUCCCAUCCUGAAACAACAGGCCAAGAGUAAAGAGGAGUAUGGUAAUGCGUGGCAGACGCUACAGAAUGUGGGCCCUCCCAACAAACCUCCUGCUCACUGGCAAAAUCAGGACGGAUACUCGCAGCCAGGGAAGAACCAGCACACACCAUCCAACAAAGCUGCUCCAGUUAGCGGCAUCAGGCUGUUGAAGAAAACCGAAAAUGCAGAGGCCCUUUUCCCAGCACACAACACGCCCACUAAGGCUUCGACUGAGUUUGAGGAUCUCAUUGCCAGCCUUAACAUCUCUAAAGGGAGCCAGCAAACCCCACCUCUUCCUGUUCCUCCACAGGCACCCACCAGCGAGUCCGACGGACCACUGUCUCCACAGUCCUUCGCCAUGAAGGGAACCAUGGUGCUAAAGGAGAUGCUUAAGAUUGACAGUUCCAGCCCAGGAAGUCCACCUGUCCAGGACACGGCCAACUCCACCCCCUCUGGAGGUCAGCAGCAGAACAGGAGACGAUCGUCCAAGAAACUAGCGGCAAAGAUGAACUCGCCACACGGCGACAUGCCAUUAGCUCCGCCUGCGUCUGCUCCACCCACCAACCUCCCCAACGCUUUGCUGAACAAUAAAGUGUCAGAGCUGGCUUGUGUCUGUGUGGGCUUAGGCAUGGCACCACCCGACUUCAGCUCUAUACGCAACAGACAGGGGCUCGUCGUGUGUCAGGUGAAGCUGUCCAAUGGGUUGAUGGUUCACGGACCACAGUGCCAGUCUGAAAACGAUGCCAAGGAAAAAGCUGCUUUCUUUGCCCUUCAGAGACUGAACUCAGUUGGAUCGGGCUUCCCGCUCCCACCUCCUCUAUACCCAGGGAUGGGUCACAUACGACCUCCACCAAUGGGAGCCAUGACUCGGGUCUUUAACCAACAAGGAGGUUUACUGUUGCCUCACCAGGGUUACGGUCCUCCCCCCAUGUGGGGAAUGCCGCUGCCUCCGCAUCACCAGAACCAACCGUUUUUUGGAGCGGCGGGAACUUUCCCCGGCGCCGCCCGCCCCCAGCCUGCAGCGACGACUGUGCCCAUCGGCUCACAUAACCAGUUCAUCCCCUUACAGGUCACUAAGAAGCGAGUCUCGGCCAACAAGAAGAACCAGGAAACUCGGGAGUUCUACAGCGCCGCCCACACCGUGGCCAGGAACCAAUCACAGAAAGGCCAGAACCAGCCGUCUGGCCAGUCACAUGUUCAGAGUGAGCCACAGAGCGGGCAAGUGGAGCAGCCGCACCCUCACGCUGCCAACAGCAACGCCUCCCUGUCCUCCACCAGCCUCGCCGACGGAGCCAUGACGACAGCGGCCCCGCAGACGCCACCCAGACAAAACGUCCCGGCAACGGGCCACACCCCUGGCUCCGCCUCCAAGAGGAGACACAGGAAACUGGCGGUCAACUUUGAGGCUGCUAAAGUCUCCGAAGGCUGAGUGUGUGUGUGUGUGUGUGUGUGUGUGUGUGGAAGUGGAAGUGGACUCAGCUGCUCUGAUCAAAUGUGAACGUUUGUUUUCGCUCAGCAUCUCAGCCGAAAAACCACUCAAACACUCAAACUCAGCUGUUGUUCUUCUGAACGCCCUCUGAAGUGUUGCUUUCUUAAGCUCACGGUGUGGUCACUGUGAGUGUACAAGUUGCUUAAAGGGAUAGUUUGGUGUUUUUGGAUCCGGCCUUGUAUCCGGACGCUCUCCUGGUGUCGUUCAGCAUGUGUGAAAAGGAAUUUUACAAUUUUUGUCUAAAAAUGACUUUAAGUAUCCAUUCAAUGAUUAACUCAAUUAUUUAACAUUAUAAAUCAUGGGUUUACACAAACAUAAUUUCCUGUUUUACUGUGUAAACACAAGUGAAAGAAAAUACAAGUUUGAGAAAACCUGCACCAAACUCCAUAGAGAAAAUCGUGAUUUUACAUCCUGGCACACAGGAGUUGUUGAUCCGCCCUCUUCAGUUUGUUCACAUGUGUUUAUCUUGUAGUUUUAUUAUUUGAACGUCUGUGUUUCGAGUCACCUCAUUGACACAAAGUGACCACAGAGUGAGUGCAGCAGUGAACCAGCAGCUCCUGUGUCCCCCGCAGGCUAAAGACACUGAUUUUCUCCAUGGACUUUGGUGCAGGACGGAGAGCGUUUUUACAAACCUCAGUUUCCUGCAGGAAAAGUAAAUCGAAUCUUUUUGUUAAGUGGCUGAAAAUCUGUUUUACCUUUUGACGCCGUAGGCAGCCAUGUUUUCAGUGAUUGUCCGGUUCACACUUUAACCCAAACUAUCCCUUUAAUUCAGAGGUCUCAAACUUGGGACACAUGCGCGCCCCUUAAUCGAUGUCCUGUCCGUUUUUGUUAAUUGUAGUUUAAUUUUUGCAUCAUAAAUACAUUUUUAUCGUCGUUCCAACACUUUUAUUGUGAAAUUCUGUGGAAUGUCGUCUUAAAUAUCGUUGUUGAGAUUACAAAUUGGAUUAUCGUGACAUGAUUUUAAGCUCAGAUCGUCCAUCUCUACUGAACUCUUGUUUUUUUUUUUUUUGGCCCCUCCUGACCAGACUAGCCUUUCAUUGGCUCCCUCCCCCCCAGGUCACCAGAGUUUGAGACCCCUGCUCUAUCACCUUUCCAAAAAAUAUUCUGUUGUCUCUGUUUGACUCCGCCUCCAUGCAACCACACCCGCCCACACGUUCUGCCUCUAUUUCCCACUCUUUCUUCACCCUGUUGUUUUGUCCUGGCAACACACUUUCUUAGAUGCAUCCUCCUCUUGUUUCACACGCUGUGCCCUUCUAAGAAGUUUUUAGGGGACAAAAAAAAACCUCACAGAUCAAACUGAGAUCACGGUUCUCAGGGACAAGUAGCUGUAGCAGAAGUUACACAUUCUAAAUGAUUUACUUUUAAUGUAUUUUUUAUUUAGAAAACUUGUGUUUUACCCUUUAAAAAAAAAAAAACAAUAAUUAGGGAAACAACGCAGCUUCUGUCGCGGCUACAUUUGUACUUGUACCACUUACAUCUGGGGUUUUGGUGCGUUCCACGACAGCAGAAAUCAGAUCAUAAGAUGGCUGCCGCUCAUGUCAGUCAUAAAAAACACUUUAUUUCCUUUAUUUUUUUUCACAUUUAAUCAGUCGUACACACAGUUUACACACAAAUACAGUCUAAAGGGCCGUUACUGCAAAUGGAACGCACCAUGAAUAAUUCAGUCAUUCACCCCCCCCCCCAAAUUGUGCUUAUUACUCUUUUAUCACUGAGUUUCACAGCCUUUUAUUUCUCCGCUGACAUUUUUUUUACUCCUUGUUGCCUUUUUAUACUUUCUCGUGGACUGUGAGCGAUGCAUCUAAAGUUUAAAAAAUGCACUGAAUGCACGGCAGAAAAACCCUUAUCUUUAAACUCACACACACACUCACGUUGUUCCCUGCUGAGCCGUUUCACACCAGCAGAUAAACCGGGACUUGACCUCGCAACGAUUUUUGAUUUGAUUUCUUUUUGUAAAGCGGACCAUGUGAAAGUCGUUUCAUUUUAGUGUUGUGGUCUACAGUACUCAUUUGAAUAUUUUGUAAAAAAAAAAAAACUUUUCUGUUUUUAAUUGAAUGGUGCCAGAAGAUUUUUGGCUGAUUUUACACAGGUGCAAUUAUCUUUUUUUUCCUUCUUCCUCUACGAUUAAAAACAUGUUAAUAACAGUAAUAACAAUCUUAAUAAUUUCUGGUUUUAAAUGCAAAAAAGCAACCAUAAAUGAGAUUUUAUUGAUUGUGUGGAGUUUGUAUUGUCAAAUAUUUUCAUUUCAGUCAAAAAAAGUGGUGAUUUUCAACAAAGACGUGACUUAAUGGCAUAAUUGGUGAAAAUGUUGUUUUGUAUCCGUGUAAAAGAAGCCAAAGAGCAAUCACACUCUUCCGAAAAGUCUCUGAGAUGCUUCUGUAUAUUAAACUUUGGAACAUUUA
Molecule: messenger RNA, 7735 nt
Organism: Solea solea (common sole)
Lineage: Eukaryota; Metazoa; Chordata; Actinopteri; Pleuronectiformes; Soleidae
Gene: xrn1
Product: 5'-3' exoribonuclease 1
Exons: 41
Coding region: 138-5276 (1712 amino acids)
Biological process (GO): rRNA catabolic process; nuclear-transcribed mRNA catabolic process
Cellular component (GO): nucleus
Molecular function (GO): 5'-3' RNA exonuclease activity; RNA binding
Source: RefSeq, a predicted model, not a curated record